AUGGACUCAGCAUUCAGGCCACACUUAACCAGGCUGAAAGGGGAACUUCAGGAGCAAUGUUCACCUAUUAGGAAAGAAAUGGCCUCAAGUGAAGGCAACACUCAGACAUACAAGAUGACCUCCUUGGACAGCGACAUGAACCAACACUUCCAGGAUGCAAUUGAUGUGAUUAAACAGCAUUCAAAUAAUUCAUAUUACGAUUCAGAGUAUACAUAUUAUGAGACUGUGGGUUCCCAGCAGCCAUCACACACCGCACACCUGCAGUGUCAGAUCUCCUGCCUCGUCACCCACCAGUCUGAUGUACCAGCUCCAGCAUAUGACUGGACUGACAUGACUCAGCAGACUUGGCCUCAGGUCAUCCCUGAUGUCUCCCUGGGUCAAAAUGAAUCGCCUCAUUUCUACUCAAUCUUACCACCACAGAGGAACAGCAAAGGUCGUAAGAAGCUCAGACUUUAUGAAUACCUCCAUGAGGCUCUGAAUGACCCCAACAUGGGUGACUCAAUCCAGUGGACAGACAGCGGCAACGGCACCUUCCACUUCAUCUCCAAGAACAAAGAGAAGCUGGCUGAGUGCUGGGGCCAACGCAAGGGCAACCGUAAGACCAUGACCUAUCAGAAGAUGGCAAGAGCUCUGAGAAACUACAGCCGCACCGGUGAGAUCAUUAAAGUACGCCGCAAACUUACUUACCAGUUCAACCCAGACAUCCUGCACAGGCUCGGCUCUGCACAGGUGCCCAUGCACCUGCCCUGCCACCCCGCACAAGAGGAGGUCCGCACCCAGCAGCCAAACCCAAGUGACCAGAGCUACUGCAGCUCUGCAGCGGCAGAUUGGCACAGCUGGUACGGACACUUCCAGCUGCAGGAAGACUAUGACCUGGCCUCAAGCUUCACUUCACACAGCAUAACCAAACUCUGA
Molecule: messenger RNA, 915 nt
Organism: Micropterus dolomieu (smallmouth bass)
Lineage: Eukaryota; Metazoa; Chordata; Actinopteri; Centrarchiformes; Centrarchidae
Product: transcription factor Spi-C-like
Exons: 7
Coding region: 1-915 (304 amino acids)
Biological process (GO): cell differentiation; regulation of transcription by RNA polymerase II
Cellular component (GO): nucleus
Molecular function (GO): DNA-binding transcription factor activity, RNA polymerase II-specific; sequence-specific DNA binding
Source: RefSeq, a predicted model, not a curated record